Molecule: messenger RNA, 1304 nt
Organism: Frieseomelitta varia
Lineage: Eukaryota; Metazoa; Arthropoda; Insecta; Hymenoptera; Apidae
Gene: jdp
Product: J domain-containing protein-like
Exons: 2
Coding region: 1-414 (137 amino acids)
Cellular component (GO): cytoplasm
Source: RefSeq, a predicted model, not a curated record
AUGCUAUAUUAUUAUAUUUAUGUUGUACUUUCGCACGAGCCUAAUCGUAGCGAUUUCUUUUUGCCGCAGCACGCAAAGGAAGUUCUUUGCGAUCCCGAGCAGAGGAGCAACUACGACAAAUGGAGGCGUAGCGGGAUUGCCAUCAGCUACAAGCAGUGGCUUGGAAUGAAGGACCACGUGCAUCAGUCGAUGCACUGGAGCACACCGAAGACGAAGGAUCGCAUGCUGCAGGACGCGUCUGGCGAGGCUGCUGGUUCCCCUGGCCACACCCUGGGCAAGGCGCAGCCGACGAACGCUCACAGAAGAGCCUCGGAGGGUGGCGCAAACAUUUACUAUGGGGCACGCCGUGACCUUGGCUGGGACUCGGAGGCGCCCAGCGAAGUGGUGAACAAGUUCCGCAACUACGAGAUCUAAAACGAGCGGCCAAGCCCUCCUCUAAUUUUCGGAUCGUUCCUUGAUCGACCAAUGAUCGCUCGCUCUGUGUGUGUGUGUGUGUCUAUCUUUUCUUUUUUUUUUUUUUUCUGGGCUAAGUAUAUCGAAUUCUUCAAGGGGAGAACAAAAGAAAAAAAGAGAAACAUCUCGUCUCGUUGUGAAUUUAUUCUCACGGAGAAGAAGAGAGGACGUUUGAAUGGAAUUUUUUUCGUUUCUUCUCUUUUUAAUAUUCGAAUGUUAUUAUUACUCUCUCUGCGUUCGUCGCAUGGAGCGCAUUGAUUUUGUCCGUUCGACUCGACUCGAGAUUUGCGGAUUUGCGAGCGCUCGGGAAGAAAAUAUUUGACGAUCCCGGCACGAGUUUACGUUCGUUAAGUACCCAAGCGGAUUAUCCGCGGAGGAGCCUCUGUUGAAGUCGAUGGCCCUCACUGCGAAUGUAGACUAAACAUGCGGCGUCGAUGAUGGAACGUGGAAUAAAAUUGCGCGCCACGAGAUGAAAGGCGAGCUCGAUGUAUUCGAGGGUCAUGAGAAUUCGAAGUGGAAUUCGCAUCGGCACGAAUGAAACUCACGGAGGAAAUCUUAUUUUCCCCGGGCAAACGGCAAUUUGCAAUAUUAGUUUUCGGAGCGAAUAUUUGUCUCGCUGGGAAUUUUGCCAGGCAUUUGGCAAAAAUGAAAUUGAAAGGUAGAACGUUGGUGGUUAAGGGGGCAGGACAGUUCGACGGGCCUAAAUAUUACGAAUACUUUGGAGGGCUGGUAAAACAAAAGUGAAUGUUUGAUCGACAUGAGAUUUUGUGAUUUAUUUGAACACAUUGUGCAACUAUAAAAUGCAACGUUCGAAAAGAAAAAAAAAAAAAAAGACUUUUUAACGGCAUUUG